ACGCCUAGCAAUGCUUGCAUGCCGCACGCGUGACUGAAACGAACAUGCCUGGCAAGACGUACCGUGCUCGCACUUCUCCGCAGGUGGGCGACAGUGCGCAUGCGCAAGCGAAUGCCACGUGGUUAAGCAGUGAGGUGAAGCGCUCGUUCAGGGCCAGGAGCGGCGUAAGGACGCAUGAAGGUAGCUUUGGAGCUACCUUAUGCUGAGGAAGCACCAAGGAAGCCUUCACCGAGGGCCCCUCAUGACCAAGUACCAGCCCUGCUUUGAGUGGGUGACGUGCUUCCAGAACCGGCUGCCCUACCACGCUUUGAGCGCGGGAGAGUUGGACGGCCACAAAGUGUACGUCGCGCGCGCGGUGCACGAAGGCGAAACGCUCAUCGGCUGGGCUCAGCCCGACGUCGCCUGCUGCUACGUCAGCUGGGCGGGCGAGGCGCACUCGCACGAGGAGUACCAGUGCUUGGCGACGGAGACCCCGGAAAAAUUGCACUGGGUGCCAGCCGCCGAAGGAGAUGUGCCCAAUGGCGCCUUGCAAGGCGGCAGCACAGCCGACGGCGAGCAGUUGUUCAUCGGCCGCGUACAGAGCGGUGACAACGUGCUCGUUGGAAAGGUGCAGCCCAGCCACAAGGUCCUCUACGUAGCGCACGAAGGCCAGGAGCUGAAAUUCGACGAAUACGAGGUCCUAGUCUGCAAGAAGCUCGAGCUGUGCUAGCUCGCUACGUCUGAGCUUCAACGCUGUAAGCAGGGACACAAGCUCGGAAAGAAAGUUAUACCUGCUACCAAGAAUAUUAAUAAACUGUCAAGCAUA
Molecule: messenger RNA, 805 nt
Organism: Dermacentor albipictus
Lineage: Eukaryota; Metazoa; Arthropoda; Arachnida; Ixodida; Ixodidae
Source: RefSeq, a predicted model, not a curated record